Funneliformis caledonium is the source of this 927-nucleotide messenger RNA. The record is from the annotation of a GenBank genome assembly. NCBI's taxonomy places the organism in Eukaryota, Fungi, Glomeromycota, Glomeromycetes, Glomerales, Glomeraceae.
AUGUCCAAAGAAAAUACACAAAUUCGAUUCGUAAAACGUCCUGCACCAGGCUACUUUGAUCCAAAGGAAACUUUUGCCAUUUUGAAAUCUCCUUUGCCUACUCAAAAUGAAUUAAAGGACGAUCAAAUCAUGCGUAGUAAUGCUAUCGGCGAAGUCGUUUUAUCUAAAAAUCCCAAAUUUAAAGUUGGCGACAUGGUUCAAGCAUUUCUAGGUUGGCAAAAAUAUGGUCUAACCGAUGGCAAUCCACCGCCUGGUGCAGUCCUUCAUGACUAUCUCGGGAUUUUUGGUGAAACUGGAUUAACUGCUUAUUUCGGUUUACUUGAAAGUAAACCAAAACCAGGAGAUACAGUUGUUAUUUCCGGAGCUGCAGGAGCCACGGGUAAUAUUGCAGGUCAAAUUGCAAAGAUCAAAGGAGCACGUGUAAUAGGUAUAGCAGGAUCUGAAGAAAAAUGUAACUGGCUAGUAAACGAUUUGGGAUUUGAUAUAGCGUUAAAUUAUCGUGAUCCUGAAUUUGUAAAAAAAUUAGCUAAAGCUACACCACGAUAUAUCGAUGUAUAUUUUGAUAACGUGGGUGGUGAUAUAUUAGAUCAAUGUUUAAAAAGGAUUGCUAAAAAUGGUAGAAUUGUUUUAUGUGGUGCUAUUAGUCAAUAUAACGAAGCGCAACCCAAAGGUCCUGCAUUUUAUACAGCUCUGAUUUCUCAACGCGCCAAAAUGGAAGGUUUUAUCAUCCUUGAUUAUGUUAAAAGAUAUCCUGAGGCGAUUAAUGAACUUUCAAAAUGGAUACAGGAAGGAAAAAUUAAAAGAAAGGAAUUUAUUAUUGAAGGAUUAGAAAAUGCCCCGGAAGGGUUAUUGAGAUUAUUCAAUGGUCACAAUACUGGUAAAAUGUUGGUCAAAGUUUGUGAUGAGAAUAUAAAAAGUAAACUUUAA